AUGAAUAUAUCCAUACCAAUUGUUCUAUUACCAUUUUACUGUAAAAUAUUAUUUGAUAUAGAUAUUGUUCAUUCAUAUUAUGUUACAGUCAAUAUAGAUAGAAAAGCUACUAAUUCUGAUCGGACUUACAUGAUUACCAAUAAAAAAACCGAUGAAUUAUGUCCUGAUGGCUACAGCAAGUAUAUUGCUGAGAGGCCUGAUUGCUUUUCUGUUGGAGCUGUUAGAUUCAGAAACGAGUCAAUAAAAAUAAAUGAAAGUGAAAUAGUGUUACAUUACGUGUAUGGAAUCGAAUCUUACUGGAAAUUUAAUACACCUAUAAUGAUCAGAUUCAUUAAGUAUCAUGGUUGGUAUACUAGGGUUUACCCGGCGUAUGUCCUGACAAAAUCAGGCAAAUGGAAGGCGCAAAACACUUAUUAUUAUGACAAGGGGAUAACUAAGGGUAAAUUAAGAUUAAUUCUGGACGACGUCGCGGCCGAGGUAAACGAAAUAAUUGAGUCUGAGAAGAGCAAGGAGAAAGAAGACGAGGGGGAAGUAGUGACUAGGGAGUUUAAACUAUUCGAAGGCGAUAAAUUAAGGAAAAAAAAAUCUGGGUUUUCGAGCAACGAUAUAUCUUAUUUGUCAUUUUUUCUUCCGGUGCUCUACACCUUUUUGUCCCACAUUUAG
Theileria orientalis strain Shintoku is the source of this 663-nucleotide messenger RNA. RefSeq lists its product as hypothetical. The record is from RefSeq and is a predicted model, not a curated record. The transcript has a single exon. NCBI's taxonomy places the organism in Eukaryota, Apicomplexa, Aconoidasida, Piroplasmida, Theileriidae. Bases 1 to 663 code for a protein of 220 amino acids.